Molecule: messenger RNA, 2657 nt
Organism: Prosopis cineraria
Lineage: Eukaryota; Viridiplantae; Streptophyta; Magnoliopsida; Fabales; Fabaceae
Product: protein FAR1-RELATED SEQUENCE 6-like
Exons: 2
Coding region: 501-2501 (666 amino acids)
Biological process (GO): regulation of DNA-templated transcription
Molecular function (GO): zinc ion binding
Source: RefSeq, a predicted model, not a curated record
UUUUCCUCUCCCUUGCCCAUUUGCUUCAGCGACUGGUCAAAAGCUUGAAACCCUUCACUCCAUCGUCCUUUCUUUCUUGCCCUCCCUUCGCUCACUCCCCUUGCCGUCCCUUGCUGUCCAGUCUAUUUUCGGCGUUCGCGUAGGUGAGAUUCAUCACUGCUCCGUCAAUUGUGGCUCCUUCGUCCUCCUCGGUUUCACAGUACCGAAGCCUUUCUUUCUCCCUGUCAUCCGUUUCUCAUCCGAGUGCCGCAGUGGCGCUGAAGAUUCUUCCCUCUUCUCCGCCGUCGACUGUGAGUUGGGUGGAGCUCGUCUUUUCUUCCUCUUCCGUGUUCGACGUCCAUCUCUGCUCUUCUGUCUCUGUUCUUGCUGUGGUGUGGGGCGUCGGAUGUUCUCCUUAUUUGUCCUCCCCUGUUGAACGCCGCAGACUUCCCCUCUCUUCUGUUUCGCUGUGAUCGAGUUGAGGUGAGGAGCCCCACAUUCUUCAUCUUCUCGCUGACGUGAUGGAAGAAGUUUGUUUAAAUAGUGGGCCAAUUUUUUAUGAAUGUGAUGAGUUUGAUGUUGAGAACUCUUCUGUAUCAGAGCAUGAUCAGGAAUCCUUGGACCCAAGAUCAAAGAACCAUCCACCUCCAACUGUGGGUCUGGAGUUUGAUUCUUUUGAAGAAGCUUACAACUUUUACAAUGUUUAUGCUAAAGAACAAGGUUUUGGCAUUAGAGUGAGCAACUCAUGGUUUAGAUCAAGGAGAAAAGAGCGAUAUAGAGCAAAACUCAGCUGCAGUAGUGCUGGUUUCAAGAAAAAGAGUGAAGCCCAUAAUCCAAGACCAGAAACAAGAACUGGUUGCCCUGCAAUGAUAGUCAUUAGGAUGGUGGACUCCAAAAUAUGGAGGAUAGUGGAAGUUGAACUGCAACACAACCAUCAAGUGAAUCCAGGAAUUAAACGGUUCUACAAGUCACAUAAGAAAAUGAUACUUGCAGCCAGAGAAGCACAACCACCACCAGAUCCUAUUACAGAAAUACAUACCAUUAAAUUGUAUCGAACAGCUGUCAUGGAUGCUGGUUAUUAUAGAUUCUCCAAUUUUGUUGAAGGACAGGAGAUGAACUUCGAUAAUUUGAAAUAUUUGGAACUUAAAGAAGGGGAUGGCCAUGCUAUUUAUAAUUAUUUUUGCCGAAUGAAACUGACAAACCCAGAUUUCUUUUACUUAUUUGAUAUUGAUGAUGAUGGGCACCUAAGAAAUGUGUUUUGGGCUGAUGCCAGGUCAAGGGUGUCUUACAGUUACUUUAAUGACAUUGUUAUUAUAGAUACAACUUGUUUGGCAAACAAAUAUGAGAUCCCUCUGAUAUCAUUUGUUGGCGUAAGCAACCAUGGACAGUCAGUGCUACUGGGCUGUGGCUUCCUUGGGUAUGAAAAGGUUGAUUAUUUUGUUUGGAUAUUUAAUGCAUGGCUAAAAUGUAUGCUUGGUUGCCCACCACAUGUUGUUAUUACUGACCAGUGCAAGCCCUUGCAAAGUGCAGUUGCUCAGGUUUUUCCUCAUGCUCGUCAUUGUUAUUCUUUGCAGUAUAUCAUGCAGAGAGUUCCUGAAAAGUUGGGCGGGUUGAAGGGAUAUGAAACAAUCAAAAGGCAACUGAAUAGGGCAGUUUAUGAGUCCUUAAAGAUAGUCGAAUUUGAAAAUUAUUGGGCUGAUAUGAUGAAGCAGCAUGGAUUGGGGGAUAAUAAAUGGCUUCAAAUAUUGUAUAACGAUAAGCAUCUGUGGGUUCCGGUUUACCUCAAAGACACUUUUUUUGCAGGAGUGGUCCCUACAAAAGAGAAUGAGGGCUUGAUUGCAUAUUUUGAUGGAUAUGUACACAAGCAUACAUCCUUCAAGGAAUUCAUUGAUAAGUAUGAUCUAGCUCUACAUAGGAAGAACUUGAAAGAAGCCACGGCAGAGUUGGAGUCAAGGGAAUCAAGUGUUGUUUUGAAUACAAGAUGUAAUUUUGAACUGCAGUUAUCAAAGUUGUACACAAAAGAAAUCUUUAGAAAAUUCCAGUCUGAGGUUGUGGGCAUGUACUCCUGCUUCAAUACAAGACAGGUAAAUGUUAAUGGAUCUAUAAUAACAUAUAUAGUGAAAGAACGAGUUGAAAAUGGGGGAAAGGAGGAGGUUAAAAAAUUUGAAGUCUUGUAUGAGGCAAAUGAACCAGACAUUCGGUGUAUCUGCGGUUUGUUCAAUUACAAAGGUUAUCUAUGUAGGCAUGCACUGAAUGUUCUCAAUUAUACUGGUGUGGAGGAAGUCCCAUCUCGGUACAUUCUGCAGCGUUGGAAAAAAGAUUUCAAACAAAAGUUCGUUCACGAUCAUGUCUCUAGUAACGUUGAUACAUACAGCCCUGUUGAUUGGCAUAAACAACUUUUUCAUAAUGCCCUUUCAGUGCUAGAAGAAGGGGCACAAUCGCUAGAGCAUUACAUGAUUGCUUUACUAGAAUUGGAAGAGUUGUUAAAAAAGUUUGAUCUGCUGGAGAAUAACUCAUUGUAACAAUUUACACAAGGUUCUCAAUCAAACAAUGCUACUUCAACUGUGGCUGUGUUCUCAGUCUUCGUAAUCCCUAUAUCUUGUUUACACCAUACAUUAACAAUCCUAGUACUGUUUGAUCUAAUUUUAUAUUUGGGGCCAACUAAUGGUCUUAUUUCA